Messenger RNA from Rubroshorea leprosula, 756 nucleotides. Lineage: Eukaryota; Viridiplantae; Streptophyta; Magnoliopsida; Malvales; Dipterocarpaceae. The record is from the annotation of a GenBank genome assembly.
AAGAUGAUUCAAACAGCCAAAUGUGUCCUUUGGUUUUCAAGUCAAGAAAUCAUCAAAAUUACUCCUUCCCAUUUCGGUUGCCGACCGUUACCUCCUUCUCUUCCACACUUCUUUUUUUGCUUUCUCAUUAUCACUUCUACUACACACCACAUACUCUCAUUCAGACCACCAAUUCCAAAAACAAGACACAACAGUAGAAGAUAAUGUACCCAAAGGUGAAAGUGAGGCCGGAACAGGAUGAAGAUGACUGUUGUUCAGUUCUGUUUUUAGAGUCUUUCUCUAGCCAAGAGAAUGAAACUCAAUCGGAUUCUAAUUCUCCACCUAUAAUUGCCAGAGUCACUAAGGCUAAUUCAAUUUCAGCUUCUAAAGGUGAUGAAUAACCAGAAGAACAAUGGUGAGAAGAGAAAGUUGAGUGGAAAAGCAGCUUCAACUCCGCGCCCUCGUGCUGUUUUGUCUAGUCCUGAUAAUGAUGGGAUGAUGGGCAAAAGAAACAGGUUGAAAGAUGGGGGAACUGUCUUAGCUCCCACGAGGCUUCAAUUUCAUGAUGUGCAGAAAACGCCAGUUUGUAUUAAGACUAACAAGCGUAGUUUUAAGAAAAAGAAUUCUUCUGAAUCCAAAAUCGGAAUGCACAAAUCACCUCUUGUUGGAAAAGUCAACAAAGACGAGCAAUUAGUUUAGUUGGUUUCUUUUACUAAUCUUUGAAGUACUACCUGAGGAAAUGGAAUCCUUAGCAACUAAUGAAAGCUUGUUAAUUUG